This is a messenger RNA of Mollisia scopiformis, 627 nucleotides long. RefSeq lists its product as uncharacterized. The coding region runs from base 1 to 627 and encodes 208 amino acids. NCBI's taxonomy places the organism in Eukaryota, Fungi, Ascomycota, Leotiomycetes, Helotiales, Mollisiaceae. The record is from RefSeq and is a predicted model, not a curated record. The transcript has a single exon.
AUGACUCUUCAGAGCUCGGCUUUCCCACUAAUUUCGAAACAACACUCCACUGAGGUUGAAUUGUCGGGUUAUGGAAUGAACUUCAAUUAUGCCUGGUCUGAGGUUGAUAAUGAUAUCAGCACUGGCCUCUCCGAUGCCAAACCAGACAUAAUUGAGUCCUACCGGAAAACCGACUACCCUUGGGCAGCGAUUGAUGCCCUCUCUGAGGCACUUGCUCCCACUUCGUACAACAUUGGCAUGCCAGCUUUUGCUGUUGAGGCAAAGGGCUCUGACGGGAGUAUCGAGGUAGCUCAAGUCCAGUGUGCGUACGAUGGAGCCCUCAUGGCCAAUGCCGCAAUGGCAUCGCACCUUUACAUGGGCAAGUACGACAAGGAAUUCUACGGUCAAACGAAAGCCGUCACAGUUGCUUUCAGUGCUCAGAAUCUCAAAAUCUACGGCCAUCAUGUGCUUCAUAACGAAUCUGAGGACAGAGAUGCAGAGGUUGAGUUCAUCAAUUCCAACUCAGCAGCGAUACUCCUCGCGAGUCUUUCGAAGACUUUCAGCGCGCAUACAAGCGUACAAGGAAUGCACAGGACAUCGGCUAUCGGCUUGCAACUGAAACAAAAGAUGCACUGUGGGCCUUUGUAA